Ascochyta rabiei is the source of this 1119-nucleotide messenger RNA. Its product is annotated as 25S rRNA (uracil(2634)-N(3))-methyltransferase. Bases 1 to 1119 code for a protein of 372 amino acids. Gene Ontology annotation, molecular function: rRNA (uridine-N3-)-methyltransferase activity. The record is from RefSeq and is a predicted model, not a curated record. NCBI's taxonomy places the organism in Eukaryota, Fungi, Ascomycota, Dothideomycetes, Pleosporales, Didymellaceae. Gene Ontology annotation, biological process: rRNA base methylation. The transcript has a single exon. Gene Ontology annotation, cellular component: cytoplasm.
AUGUCCAAAACAAAAACCAAGCAGGCGCGUCGCCAGCUCAAGCGCGACGGGCAGCGCAAGAUCGCUGCGCACCAGAAGAAAACCGCACAAGCGGCAGCGGCCAAAUCAACCAAACCCACGCCCGCGAGCGCGAGGAAGCGGAAGAAGAGCGACGGCCCAGACACCGCAAAGUCACUGCCUUCCACAACAACUGCAAAGCCGCCGCCUUCCACGACGACGGCAGAGAAGCCCUCCGUCCAGGCCUCGCAGAAACCCCCCGUCCCCUUUGGCGCCUACGACCAUAUCCUGCUCGUCGGCGAGGGCGAUUUCAGCUUCACGCGCUCCCUCGUGCUGGACCACGGGUGCGCAAACGUAACGGCGACGUCAUUCGACAGCGAAACCGAAGUCGCUGAAAAAUACCCCUCCUUCACAUCGACACAGCAAGAGCUGUCCGCACUGACCCCGCCGGUCCCGCUCCACCACGGUAUCGACGCCACGCGGUUGAGUUCGUACAAGACACUCAAAUGCUCGCGGGAAGACGACGACGAAGUCGACGACGAAGACACAGCGAGCGGGUGGGACACCAUCGCCUUCCUGUUCCCGCACGUCGGCGGCCUCUCGACCGACGUGAACCGACAGGUCCGGAGCAACCAAGCGCUGCUUGUGUCUUUCUUCAAGAGCUGUCUCGAGUCCAGCACGCCGCAACAGCGCCUGCGCAUCCUCGAAGCCCAGGCUAACCGGCCCAAUCUCGUGCAGCGUCGGCGCUCCGAGUUUUUGAAAAUGGGCGGCAAGAUCAUGGUCGCGCUGUUCGAGGGCGAUCCGUACUCGCUGUGGAAUAUCCGCGAUCUAGCCCGCCAUGCUGGACUGAAGGUCGUGGAAAGCUACAAAUUCGACUCGACGCAAUACCCCAGCUAUGCGCAUGUGCGCACGCUCGGCGCCAUCGAAGGAGGCGGAGCGUGGAAGGGCGAGGACCGGGAUGCGAGGAUGUACGUCUUCGAGAAGGUGGCGCUCGAAGCGGAUAGUGAAGAGGAGAAGGAGUUGGAGAAGGCGGGGGUUAAGCUUAGGAAGAGGAGGGCUAGCGAGGUGGUCAAAAAGAAGAAGAAGAAGAGGAAGUUGGGCGAGGAUGAGGAUAGUGAGUAA